AUGUCAGCUCCCAACUCCGCCGGCGCCGGCAGUUCCGGUCAGAGCGUGUCAUUAGCAGCCCAAUCGACUUUGGCAGAUUUGACAGCAUGCGUACGAAGGACCAAGGGCGAUAUUCCCCCGCCGCUCGUCGGAGCCUCGACGACCGUCAUUGGCAAUCGCAUGUACCUCUUCGGCGGCAGACUUGUGCCGACGCGUGUCAUGAUAGACGACCUGUACAUUCUUGACCUGCCUACGCUGACGUGGAAGAAAGUACUGCCAGUCUCCUCGCCUCCAGACGAGCAGACCACAAAGCCGAGCAAGCAGGCCAUACGCGCGACACGCAAGACGCAAGUUGGCGACCCGGCAGCUGACGAUUCAGACCAGCAGUCUUCGGGCGACGAGAUCGAUCUAGAUGAGGCCUCGCUCGCAGCAGAGCAGCAGCGUCAAGUACAAGCCAAACAGGACACCUUGCCGCCUUCGCCACGUUACUUUCAUUCUGCCGAAGCCUAUGGGGAUAAGCUCCUCAUUUUCGGGGGCAUGGGAUAUGAGCCAGAUGCCGACAGGACAGCCGAGCCAGCCGCCGACGAGCCAGAGACGGGACUGUGCGUCAUGAACGAUCUCAUCGUCUUCGACACGCACACUCAAACUUGGUCCCAUCCUACAACCUCGACGGCGCUCAUCACACCGCUUGCUGAGCCUGUCAGGGGCCCCUCGGCGCGAUAUGCGCACCUCUCGUCAAUCUCAAAUGAUUGCCUCGUCAUACUUGGCGGACAGGAUCUAGCGAAUACAUAUCUGCAAGAGAUGAACGUAUUAGAUCUCAAGCGCAUGAUGUGGAUCGAAUCCCGCGCGUGGGAUGGUCACUGCGGAACAUAUCGUUCCGUGAUAGCAUCGCGCAAGCAAGGUAUCCGUUUCAACGAUCCCAUCACAUUGGCCACGACGUUGUCGGCAACGACCUCACGUGAGGCGUCUGUGCCAGACCUGCAGGGACGCAACGCCUCGCGUACAUCUGUGGAUGCGGACGACCCUUCGCGCAACUCAUUCUACGCUAACGACAUCGCUUUGCACAUGCCAUACUCUGUGCCAAUCGACGCAGACUCAUUAGAACCGAUUUAUCUGUAUUCAAACUAUAAUUUCAGCAACGUCAAACGCUCCCUCGAGCUGAUCUCUGCACCAACACCCGGUCUGAGCGAGUCAUGUACGGUCACCAACCUGUCAGCUGCUAUGACGGGCUUGCCCAGCCUUCCGCCCGGACUUCGCUUUCCGACAGGUAGCGUCAUCGGUCAACACCUCGUCAUCUCUGGCACAUAUCUCAGUCAUCAGAUGAGUUGCUUUGCGAUCUGGGCACUCGACCUGUCUCACGUCGGUCAAAGUGAUCCCGCCUCGCUAUCAUGGCAACGCAUCGAUCCGGGCUCCAUCAUGGCUCAUGGGGCCAGCUGGAACAAAGCUGUCACGUGGAAGAACACCAUGGUCGUUUUAGGCGAUCGCGACAGAGAUAUUGCGACCGAUUACGACCAUAGACAGACAAACUUCAAUCACGUUGCGCUCGUGGAUCUCGAAGCGUUCGGCAUUUAUCAGCCCCCGCCCCAGAUUUUGCCAGUACUUGCACAGGAAUACGGUCUGACGAGUCUUUCAGAGCCCUACCUUUGUGACUUCGAGAUCGUCUGCUCCGACGGCAAGCGCGUUGGCUGCUCACGCAGGAUACUCGAAGAACGAUGGCCUCUCUUUCGCGACAAGCUCAGCCAGUUCCGCAAAAAAGCCGGCAAGGCCUACAUCGCGGCAACAUCCACGGCUCCACUCGCACCCGGCGACGAAGAUGGUGACGAAUCAGAUGUUGAGAUCCCUUUAGAGACUGGGACAGGCGAUGCAGCAUUGCAGCUCAAUAUCACGCCACGCUCGAUGGCCUUACCCGAGCCUGCUGCAGUAGUCACCGCUCUGUUGCAAUACUACUACACACUCGCCAUCUGUACCUCCUUGCAGCAAGCCUUGCCGAAUUUGGUCGCAAUGCUACUCUUCGGCCGUCAAGUGAAAGAUGUCAACUUGCAAGCGCUUGUCGUGCAUGCUCUUCAUUGUCAUCUAUCUCAGGGUCAGGGGAACGCCGCAAUAGUCUACGAAGCCGCCACCCUCAGCGGCUGUAUCGCGCUGCAAGUCAGAGCGCUGAAAGCGAUGAUGAAUUCAAGCAGAGGACUGGGCACAACUAGGCAGCCUGGCCCGGGCGUUGCCGUUCCACUUGCACAAGGUCAAGCCGCGACACAAAGAACUUCAGAUGCACGUCCGCCUGAACAGAGCAGUCUACCGCUGCGAUCAGCUGCCAGCGGAGUGUUUCCCACGGGCCGCAGCGACCUGACCGGCAGUAAUUUGGCCAGCCUCAGCACAGAUGCAGAUCUGUUGAUGGGCUUCUCGGCGAACCGCACGACGCAUCGUCCAAUCAAAGAGCCUGCGAAACAGUCUAUCAGCCUGAAACAGAGCAGACUCGCGCUGACCGGUCGCUCAUCUCUCGAUCUCGUAGGCCGCAAGUCUUUUGCAGCAUCGUCGACCUACAGUCUGGAGGGAUCUGUCAGUCCCUCGUACACCGGUCGCUCAUCGCGCAUGGCUUCGAUGUCUGCUUCCUCGGCUUCGACAGCACCGACCGAGCCCUCAUCACCGCAUUCGGAGAAGGCGCAUCAAAUUGGCUUCACGUCUGGUUAUCUAAGUCAAAACGGUAGUAUGCUAGGACGUAGCAGUACCUUGAUCGACGACGAUGCUUCGCUCGUGCCGACCAUCACGUCAAUUGCGUCAGGCUCGCUGUCGUCAAACAGCUUAUCAGGCGCAUCCUCACCUCAAGCAGCACCUUUGCAUACCAAUGUACUUUUCGGAAAGGGCGUAACUGGUCGUGGCGGUUCAGGCAAAGCCAUGAAACCGCUGGAGGUGCUUGUCAAGGAGAAACUCGAAUACAUGGUCGUGCAUGAGCAACGCUUACGCGACCACGGCGCCACUGACGACGAAGUGUCGCGCUGGCGAGCGAGCGAGAUGGGCUCGAAAUUGAUGCGAAAAGCCGAGAAGCUUGAACGCAAGCAAGCCAGAGAAGUCAGCCAGAAACAGAAGCUUCAAGAGAAAAUGGAGACAAAGCAACUUGUCAAGGCUCAAAAGCAAGAGCUCAAGCUGCAGCACAAGGCAGAGCUAGAGCUCAAGAAACUUCAGCUGCAAGCUGCAGAAACGAUCUGA
Molecule: messenger RNA, 3180 nt
Organism: Mixia osmundae IAM 14324
Lineage: Eukaryota; Fungi; Basidiomycota; Mixiomycetes; Mixiales; Mixiaceae
Exons: 3
Coding region: 1-3180 (1059 amino acids)
Biological process (GO): cell redox homeostasis
Cellular component (GO): cytosol; mitochondrion
Molecular function (GO): protein binding
Source: RefSeq, a predicted model, not a curated record